AUGCAUGCCGGCCAGCGACUGCAGGGCUGCCGCUCCCUGCACCUCAACGAGGACAACGGCCGCUUCGCGCUGCUCGCCCUGCUCAUCCUGCUGUACCUGCUGUGCGGCGCUGCGGUCUUCUCCGCCAUCGAGAGGCCGUCGGAGCUGCGGGCUCACGGCCGCUGGAACGGGACGCUGCUCAACUUCAGCGAGACCUUCAACAUCAGCCUGCAGGACCUCAACUCCUUCCUGCGGGAGUACGAGGCUGCCAUCGCCGCGGGGAUCCGGGCUGACGCUCUGAGACCCAGAUGGGAUUUUACUGGGGCUUUUUAUUUUGUUGGAACAGUGGUGUCGACUAUAGGAUUUGGGAUGACAACACCUGUGACAGUUGCUGGCAAGGUGUUUCUGAUUUUUUAUGGGCUUCUGGGCUGUGCUGCCACCAUCCUGUUCUUUAACCUCUUCCUGGAGCGCAUAAUCACACUUCUGGCUGUGGUGAUGAAGGCUGUGAGGGAGAGGCGGAUCAGGAACAGUGGGUUGCUCCCACCAGGCAUUCGACAUGACUUCUCAGCCUACUCCCUCCCGGGAUGGAAGCCCUCUGUGUACCACGUGAUGCUGAUUCUGGGCCUGUCGGCCAUCACCAUCUCCUGCUGUGCAUCAGCUAUGUACACCCCUGUAGAGGGUUGGGUUUACUUGGACUCGCUCUACUUCUGCUUCGUCACCUUCAGCACCAUCGGUUUUGGGGACUUCGUGAGCAGCCAGAGCGCCGUAUACGAAUACCAAACCCUGUACAGGGUGGCUAAUUUCUUCUUCAUGCUAAUGGGCGUGUGCUGCAUUUACUCGCUCUUCAAUGUCAUUUCUAUUGUCAUCAAGCAGGUGCUCAACUGGAUGCUGGAGAAAAUGAGCUGCUUAUUUUGCCAACGUUGCAAUAAAGCCAACGCCGUCCUGGGCAGACGUAAUGCCAUCCGACCGGGCUCCAGGGGUCGCCAAGGUCGUUUUGGCCAGACGCCUGACUCAGACGGACCUUGUGAUAGCGACACAGAAGGACGGAGGCUAUCGGGGGAGAUGAUCUCGAUGAAAGACCUCGCGGCCUCUAACAAGGUGUCGCUGGCCCUCAUGCAGAAGCAGCUGUCUGACUCUGCCAACGGCUAUCCCAGGACAGUCUGCGGUAGCUCCCGCCAUAAUGGCUUCUCUGGGGGGGUCGGCGCACUCGGUAUCAUGAACAACAGGUUGGCAGAAACAAGUAACUCGAGGUAGAGGGCAGAGGCAGAAAAAUACACGAGAGCUCUUAUUCUUUAAUGUAAAAAAAAAAAGGCUUUUGAAAGGGAAUGCCAGAGUAACUUGUCACAUGUGAUGCAUUCUGGGAAAGGCAUUCUUUGAUUCCAAGUACAAGCCUACUGUAAUAAUGUAACGAUGGGGAUUCCCUUAACAAUGACUUGAUGACGGCAUGAAGAGAGUACCACAGAGUCAUCUCUAAACACCAGUUGACCUGGAAGCAUGGGGACCACCCAUCGUCCAUUUCAUUGACCUCAAACCCAAAAAUGGACAAAUUGCUGUGAGUAACUUAAAUUAAAACUUAAAGAGUGUUUAACUGCAGUAAAAACGGUCUGCUAUACUAAAUCAGUAUAUUGGAUGUUUUAAUGACUGUGUGUAGUGCUGUAAAGAACCCAGGGGGAAGGAUACAGCACAGUUUUUAUUGUCUUGGGAUUUUGCCAGUUUAUUUGAAUGUACAUACUGAAUGCUGAUAAAACUGUAUAACCGCUGAAUGAUAAAGCACAUACUGAUCUAUGCAUUAUACCUCUCAUGCAUUUUGCACCACUUCCAGACCAUCCAUUGAUU
This is a messenger RNA of Cololabis saira (Pacific saury), 1815 nucleotides long. It is a transcript of the gene kcnk12, whose product is annotated as potassium channel, subfamily K, member 12. Gene Ontology annotation, biological process: potassium ion transmembrane transport; stabilization of membrane potential. The record is from RefSeq and is a predicted model, not a curated record. The coding region runs from base 1 to 1233 and encodes 410 amino acids. Gene Ontology annotation, molecular function: potassium ion leak channel activity. Gene Ontology annotation, cellular component: membrane. The transcript has 2 exons. Lineage: Eukaryota; Metazoa; Chordata; Actinopteri; Beloniformes; Belonidae.